This is a messenger RNA of Fusarium pseudograminearum CS3096, 1239 nucleotides long. RefSeq lists its product as uncharacterized. The transcript has a single exon. The record is from RefSeq and is a predicted model, not a curated record. Lineage: Eukaryota; Fungi; Ascomycota; Sordariomycetes; Hypocreales; Nectriaceae. Bases 1 to 1239 code for a protein of 412 amino acids.
AUGCAUUCUGCCAUCUUUGCUGUCUUUGCUAUCUCCGGCCUCGCUGCCGCUACUCCCAACCCCAAGCCCCAAGCCGAAUGUGAGGGUCUUGCUCCUCUCGGUCUCGACACUGUCAAGUACUACGUCUGCGGCAAGAAUGGCUUCCGUGGAUACUGCUCCGAAGACCCUUGUGACGCAAAGUGGUGCCGAGACUUUGCUCCCAAGACUUGCGAUCUUGUCUUUAUCACCGAGCCUGAAGCCCCUGUUGUAGGCGGCCACAAGUGGGAGUCUGAGACAGCUACUACUACUGUCACCGAAGCCGCUUCCACUGAUCUUCCGAUCGGCCAAUGUGCUCCCGGAACAGGUUUCUUCCAGAACUGUUCCAACGGCUUCGUGGGAUGCUGCAAGUCUGAUGCUUGCACCGGCGAUGCUGGUGUCUGCCCUGAUACUAAGGAGGCUAAGCGUGGCGACCCAACUGUCUGCCCUCCUGGUACCGGUUUCUUCCAGUCUUGCUCAAACGGCUUCCGUGGUUGCUGCAAGUCUGAUGCCUGCGGCCAAAAGCUCCCCAUCUGCCCCCCUUCAGUCACCAAGCGAUCUGACGACCCAACUGUCUGCCCACCAGGCACUGGCUUUUUCCAAUCAUGCUCCAACGGUUUCCGCGGCUGUUGCAAGGGUGACGCUUGUGGUCAGAAGGAACCCAUCUGCCCUUCUACUGCUGCCAAGCGAUCAGACGAUCCUACCGUCUGCCCUCCCGGAACUGGUUUCUUCCAGUCCUGCUCUAACGGUUUCCGUGGAUGCUGCAAGAACGACGCCUGCAGCCAGACUCAACCUAUCUGCCCUUCUUCUUCCGCUAAGCGAUCUGAUGACCCCACAGUUUGCGCCCCUGGAACUGGCUUCUUCCAGUCUUGUUCCAACGGCUUCCGUGGGUGCUGCAAGACCGACGCAUGCAGCCAGACCCAGCCCAUCUGCCCUUCUUCCUCUGCUAAGCGUGACGAUACCGUCUGCCCUCCCGGUACCGGUUUCUUCCAGUCCUGCUCCAACGGCUUUCGCGGCUGCUGCAAGGGUGACGCCUGUGGCAACUCAUGGUGCCCCGACUUCAAGACCGGUACCUACCAGCCUGCCCAGUCCUUCAAGGUCAAGGCUCGCUCCGACGGAACAUGCGCUCCCGGCACUGGCUUUUUCCAGGUCUGCUCCAACGGCUUCAAGGGAUGCUGCAAGAAGGAUGCUUGCGGUCAGAAGCAAGCUGUCUGCCCCAACUAA